This is a messenger RNA of Choloepus didactylus (southern two-toed sloth), 3668 nucleotides long. It is a transcript of the gene C2CD2L, whose product is annotated as C2CD2 like. Lineage: Eukaryota; Metazoa; Chordata; Mammalia; Pilosa; Megalonychidae. The coding region runs from base 440 to 2566 and encodes 708 amino acids. Gene Ontology annotation, molecular function: phosphatidylinositol transfer activity; phosphatidylinositol binding. Gene Ontology annotation, biological process: positive regulation of insulin secretion involved in cellular response to glucose stimulus. Gene Ontology annotation, cellular component: cytoplasmic side of apical plasma membrane. The transcript has 14 exons. The record is from RefSeq and is a predicted model, not a curated record.
UUUAAGGCCGGGUGGGGGCGGGGCGGCCGGCGGUGUUGUCAGUGUCAGCUCUGCGCACGCAGCCCUCUCAGAGACGGAUCCUCUGCCGGCCCGCGAGCCCCCGCGUCCCUGCAGACGAGUCCCCGCUCGGGUCUGGCGGGGCGCGCGCCGUGGGAGGAGUCGGGCGCUGGCCGGCGACUAGCCGGGGUCGGACUGCCCGAACGACGGAGAAAGAGACCCCGGCUGCGGAGAGAAGGAUCCCAGCGUCGCGACGCCCCAGCACCCCUGCCCCGGAUCUGUGGCACCCACUAGUCCCCGGCACUCAGCCUCCUGAGAGCCCCCAAGCCCGCACGCCCAGCCCUGGGGGAGCCCGCCCCCGCCCCGCCGCCCACCCGGGCCAUGCUCCCCCGGGGCAGCUGCUGAGCCCGAGCCGGGACCGGGACCCGAGCCGGCGCAGAGCAUGGAUCCGGGCUGGGGGCAGCGGGACGUGGGCUGGGCGGCCCUGCUGAUCCUCUUCGCCGCCUCGCUGCUCACGGUGGCGGGCUGGCUGCUGCAGUACGCCCGGGGUUUGUGGCUGGCGCGGGCCCGCGGGGGCCGGGGCGCGGGGCCCGCCUUAGCCGCCGAGCCCGCGGGCUCCCUGCGGGAGCUGGGCGUGUGGCAGUCGCUGCUGCGGCUGCGAGCGACUCGGACCGGCGUCCCUGAGGAGCCGGGCGUCCGGGGCCUUCUGGCGUCGCUCUUCUCCUUCAAGUCUUUCCGGGAGAACUGGCAACGGGCUUGGGUGCGAGCGCUGAACGAGCAAGCCUGCAGGGACGGGAGCUCCAUCCAAAUCGCCUUUGAGGAGGUGCCCCAACUCCCACCCAGCGCCAGCAUUAGUCAUGUGACCUGCGUAGACCAAUCGGAGCACACCAUGGUGCUGCAUUGCCAGCUCUCUGCUGAGGAGGUGCAGUUCCCAGUCUCCGUGACCCAGCAGUCUCCUGCUGCUGUCUCCAUGGAGACAUACCACGUCACUCUGACACUGCCACCAACACAGGUGGAGGGGGAUUUGGAAGUCAACCUGGAGGAAAUCCCUGGUGAGGGGCUGCUAGUAUCCUGGGCCUUCACCGAUUGCCCAGAUCUCAGGCUGACGGUGCUUCCCAAGCUACAGGCCAGGGAGAGAGGUGAGGAGCAAGUAGAGCUCUCCACUAUCGAGGAACUGAUUGAGGAUGCUAUAGUCAGCACCCAGCCAGCCAUGAUGAUCAACCUCAGGGCUUGCUCUGCCUCUGGAGGCUUGGUGCCCAGUGAGAAGCCACCUAUGGUGCCCCAGGCCCAGCCACCUGCCCUCAGACCUACCCGGUUAUUCCUGCGGCAGCUUCGAGCAUCUUACCUGGGAGGCGAGCUGGGAGGCACCGGGGAACUGUGCUGUGUAGCUGAGCUCGACAACCCCAUGCAACAGAAGUGGACUAAGCCUGCGAGGGCUGGUCCUGAGAUGGAGUGGACGGAUGACCUGACACUGGAUCUGGGCCCCCAGAGCCGGGAGCUGACCCUCAAAGUUCUUAGGAGCAGCAGCUGUGGAGACACUGAACUCCUGGGCCAGGCCACACUGCCUGUGGGCUCCCCCUCCAGACCACUGUCCCGAAGACAGGUGUGCCCACUCACCCCAGGGCCAGGAAAAGCCCUGGGCCCGGCAGCUAUUGUGGCAGUGGAGCUUCAGUAUGAGGAGGGCUCCCCCCAGAACCUGGGCACUUCUACCCCAUCUACGCCACGCCCUAGUAUCACACCCACCAAGAAGAUUGAGCUGGACCGGACCAUCAUGCCCGAUGGCACCAUUGUCACCACAGUCACCACCGUCCAGUCCCGGCCCCGUGUAGAUGACUCCCCCUCCCGCUCCCCGUCCAAGGUGGAGGUGACUGAGAAGACGACAACUGUGCUGAGUGAGAGCAGUGGCCCCAGCAGUACCUCCCACAGCAGCAGCCCAGGGGAGAGCCACCUUUCCAACGGCUUGGACCCUGUAGCAGAGACAGCAAUUCGCCAGCUGACUGAGCCCAGCGGGCGGGCGUCCAAGAAGACACCCACCAAGCGUAGCACCCUGAUCAUCUCUGGGGUUUCCAAGGUGCCCAUUGCUCAGGACGAAUUGGCGCUAUCCCUGGGCUAUGCGGCCUCCCUGGAAGCUUCAGUGCAGGAUGACGCAGGGACCAGCAGAGGCCCCUCUUCACCUCCCUCAGACCCCCCAGCCAUGUCCCCAGGACCCCUAGAUGCCCUCUCCAGCCCCACCAGUGUGCAGGAAGCAGAUGAGACAACACGUUCAGACAUCUCUGAGAGGCCGUCCGUGGAUGAUGUUGAGUCGGAAACGGGGUCUACAGGUGCCCUGGAGACCCGCAGCCUCAAGGACCACAAAGUGAGUUUCCUGCGCAGCGGCACUAAGCUCAUCUUCCGCCGGAGGCCUCGACAGAAGGAAGCUGGUCUGAGCCAAUCCCACGAUGACCUCUCCAACACGUCGGCCACCCCCAGCGUCCGAAAGAAGGCCGGCAGCUUUUCCCGCCGCCUCAUCAAGCGCUUUUCCUUCAAAUCCAAACCCAAGGCCAAUGGCAACCCUAGCCCCCAGCUCUGAGGGCCCUCCUCACCUCCUGAGACAAGAGACGGCAGGAGUUCUCUCUGCCCGUUCCCCACAGUCCCUUCCAUACCCUUUCCUGGAUGCCUGACAGCCUGGGCCAGGAAAGCCCUCUGGGUUCCAGGAAGCCCUGUUCACCCUGGGCUGUGGGGCCAGUUUUAAGGGUACUUGUAACAGGAAGCAUGUGACAGGUGGUCACCUGUUGCUGAGGACGUGGAAGAGGGAGUCGGUGGCUGGGAGUGAGGAGGGCUCUGUCCUGACACGUGUGGGCAUUCCUCAGAACCGUUUGCCUCAUGUUAACAUUGGCCCCUCAGAGGAGUCCUAGGGUGCUCAGCUCCUCGGCUGGUCCUUCCUCCCCUAUUUAUUCUCUUUUCUAUUUAUAUGUGUGGUCCAGGACCCUCAGUGAACAGAUGAUAGAAGGCAUCUGUCCCAGGAGGGUAGGCAUUUCCCUUUGGGUUGGGGCUCCCCCACCUCCCUCAGGUCCCCACUCAAACCAGCACCAGUGUCUGCCUCUGAGGACAUUGGCAGCUCACAGAGAGCCGGGCCGGCGCCCGGGCUGGGGGGCAGGUACUCCCCACCUCCCCACUUCCCUUCUCCUCAUCCCUCUCUCCCCUUUAUUACUGUUUUUGUACUUGAUGCUUUCUCCAUGAGCAGUGGCUCUGUUGGAAGGAGGGAGCCAGGAGCCUGGUGGGAGGCCUUCCCCAGAGAGAUGGCUUUAGGGGCUUUAUUUAAAGACUGUAUGAUGAUGAAGCAAGGGCAAGGCUGCACUUCUGCAUGUGGGAGACGAUGACUCCCUUUGCUGCGUGAUGGCUUGGAAUUUAAUUUAUUAAAUUAAAGUCAAAUUGGAGUUUAUAAACUGGACAACUGGUUAUCCUUUGAAAGGUGUAGAGGCAGCAAGGCUGUGGUGGUGAUAGCGUGGGAAGGUCAGAGGCAGGGGCCCCAAUAUUGAGGUGGGAAAGGGUGACAUACAUAUUGGGACUGUGAAGGAGUUCCUGUGGGGCAGAAGGGACACAUAGAGAGGACAGGAGAGACAAGAGUCUUUAAAAGGUGAUGUUCCAGCAAAAUAGUCAGUAGGGUAUAAAUAUAUAUAUUAAAAAAAAAA